AUGUCGUUCCCCGCAGGAAAAGCACCGGAGCGCAAGAACCUGUUUAAGAAGGGAAUUGACGCGGAUGAGUCGCGUCGCAGCCGAAUGGAGACGACGGUGCAGAUCCGCAAGACCAUCAAGGAGGACCGCAUGAACCAGCGUCGCCGCAUGGCACCGGCAGACAAUGGAGCUGCGGCGACGGCCACUAUGGGAGAUGCCGCCGGCGAGAUGACGCUGCAGCAGCGGCUAUCGGAGCUUCCCGAGAUGGUGGCUGGCGUGCAGUCGGGCGAUGCGGCUGUACAGCUCGAGGCGGUAACCAAGUUCCGCAAGUUACUGUCCAUUGAGCGCAACCCGCCGAUUAAGGAAGUGAUUCAGACCGGCGUUGUCCCUAUUUUCGUGCAAUUCCUUCAGCGCGAAGACUUCCCGACUCUACAGUUCGAGGCCGCCUGGGCUUUGACUAAUAUUGCGUCGGGUACCUCUGCAGAUACCGAGGUAGUGAUCAGCCAUGGCGCUGUGCCUAUUUUCUGCCAGUUGCUGCUGUCCACGAACGAUGAUGUGCGCGAACAGGCUGUGUGGGCCCUUGGUAACAUUGCCGGUGACUCGAUCGAGUGCCGUGACAUGGUUCUGCGUUGCGGUGCUCUGCGCCCUCUCAUGCAGCAGCUGACGGAGAACUCCAAAUCGACGAUGCUUCGUAAUGCUACGUGGACGCUGUCCAACUUCUGCCGUGGCAAGCCACAGCCGCAGUUCGACCUUGUGUCACCCGCACUCCCGACUCUCGGCCAGCUCAUCUACACUCACGACGAGGAAGUGCUAACGGACGCAUGCUGGGCUCUGUCGUACCUGUCGGAUGGCUCGAACGAAAAGAUUCAGGCAGUGAUUGAGGCUGGUGUGUGCCGACGAAUUGUGGAGCUGCUGAUGCAUCACUCUCCUUCCGUGCAGACGCCCGCACUGCGUACUGUCGGUAACAUUGUGACGGGCGACGAUCUGCAGACGCAGGUCAUUAUUAACCUGAAUGCGCUGCCGUGCCUGCGUGCUCUUCUGGAGAGCCCCAAGAAGGGCAUCCGGAAGGAGGCGUGCUGGACGUUGUCCAACAUCACGGCCGGCAACCAGGAGCAGAUCCAGUUCAUUAUUGAGGCCGACAUUUUCCCGUCCCUGAUCAACUUCUUGUCGACUGCUGAGUUCGACAUCCGCAAGGAAGCCGCGUGGGCUGUGUCGAACGCCACUUCUGGUGGAUCUGCGGAGCAGAUCAUGCACCUUGUGAGUCUUGGGUGCAUCAAGCCUCUGUGUGACCUGCUGGAAGUGAAGGACGCGAAGGUUGUGAUUGUGGCUCUGGAGGGUCUCGAGAACAUUCUGCGGGCGGGUGAGUCGCAGAAGACCAACGACAUCAACGACGUUGCCACGAUGAUCGAUGAGGCGGACGGUGUCACCAAGAUUCAGGCGCUGCAGUACCACGCCAAUGAAGACAUCUACUUGAAGUCCAUGAAGAUCGUGGAGCAAUACUUCAAUGGCGAGGAGGAUGCGGAGGAUAGCCUAGCGCCUGACACGGAUGCAAACGCACAGCAGUUCCAGUUCGGCACAACCUCGGACCAGCCCACCAUGUUCCAGUUUGGCCAGAACUGA
Molecule: messenger RNA, 1599 nt
Organism: Phytophthora nicotianae INRA-310
Lineage: Eukaryota; Oomycota; Peronosporomycetes; Peronosporales; Peronosporaceae
Exons: 6
Coding region: 1-1599 (532 amino acids)
Biological process (GO): NLS-bearing protein import into nucleus
Cellular component (GO): nucleus; cytoplasm
Molecular function (GO): protein binding; nuclear import signal receptor activity
Source: RefSeq, a predicted model, not a curated record